This is a messenger RNA of Paraglomus occultum, 445 nucleotides long. NCBI's taxonomy places the organism in Eukaryota, Fungi, Glomeromycota, Glomeromycetes, Paraglomerales, Paraglomeraceae. The record is from the annotation of a GenBank genome assembly.
UUCGAACAAGCGAAGAACAACUCGAUCUCUCAAAUGCAACGGCCGACCAUACCAUUAACGAGAAAAUAGAGUUUAUCAAAGAAAAUGCGGGAGAUAGAUCAAAAAAAUCCGAUAUAAAGACCAACAUUGCUGCAUUGACUAAACUCGCAGAAUGGUAUGGUCUGAGCAGCACGCAGCUGGAGGAAGUGUUGGAUGUGGUGCUCGACAGCAAGUUGGAUGAGGCGGAUAACAAUAAACUUGCAAAGUCGCUCGUUCCCAGGGAUAAAGUGCCGGAAAUGUUGGCGAUUCACGUGUUGGGUCAUUUGGGACAGUCUGUACUGAAGUUUACGACUCAGGCGAUUCUUCUUCGAUGGGUUGUGAUCGCCUAUAAUCUAUUAGAUAACCAUAGCAAACUGCAACUGCUGUACGGGGUCGUUUUUCAUUAUUUAGAAUAUAAUUUGUUAAG